AUGCACAGGCACGGUGGAGUCAAUCAGCUUGGCGGUGUCUUCAUUAACGGCCGCCCGUUACCUCACGUGGUGAGACAGCACAUCGUGGAGCUCGCGCAACAGGGCGUGCGUCCCUGUGAGAUCUCCCGCCGCCUGCGCGUCAGUCACGGCUGCGUCAGCAAAAUACUGGCCAGGUACAAUGAGACAGGAAGCAUCAGACCCGGACUGAUCGGGGGCUCUAAGCCCAAAGUGGCCACUCCCCAAGUUGUGCAAAAGAUCCUCCAACUGAAACACCACAACCCCACCAUGUUCGCCUGGGAGAUUCGAGACAGGCUGCUGCUGGAGCAAGUGUGUGACCAGAACAGUGUGCCCAGCAUCAGCUCCAUCAACAGAAUCAUCAGGAAGAAAGUUCAGUCCGAAUCUUGUGAAGCUGUGUCCUCAGCAUCAUCAGUUGCCAUGGGAACAGCCUGUUCCUCCCCAACCAGCUUUUCCAUCAGUGGGAUUCUGGGAAUCUCAAAAUAUAGCUGCAAGAUACCAGAAGCUUCUUGA
Molecule: messenger RNA, 528 nt
Organism: Pundamilia nyererei
Lineage: Eukaryota; Metazoa; Chordata; Actinopteri; Cichliformes; Cichlidae
Product: paired box protein Pax-5-like
Exons: 6
Coding region: 1-528 (175 amino acids)
Biological process (GO): anatomical structure development; regulation of transcription by RNA polymerase II
Molecular function (GO): DNA-binding transcription factor activity, RNA polymerase II-specific; RNA polymerase II cis-regulatory region sequence-specific DNA binding
Source: RefSeq, a predicted model, not a curated record